Molecule: messenger RNA, 3929 nt
Organism: Ceratina calcarata
Lineage: Eukaryota; Metazoa; Arthropoda; Insecta; Hymenoptera; Apidae
Product: Chromatin assembly factor 1, p180 subunit
Exons: 10
Coding region: 203-3025 (940 amino acids)
Biological process (GO): nucleosome assembly
Cellular component (GO): CAF-1 complex; nucleus
Source: RefSeq, a predicted model, not a curated record
ACUCUUUUACUUGUAUAUAAUAUUUGAAUUUUGUUAAUUAUAUUUAUUGCACAUAUUGGAUACAUUUAUUUUUAGUUCCUCGUGUUACUUAAAUUCGACCGACACCUGACGGGGUUAUAGUGAUCAUUGACAGAUUCGAGAUUUCAGUAAAUGUGAUGUAGAAAGGGUUUUGGAUUAUAAUAUAUUUAGGACUAAAAUUGAGAUGAAAAAGAUGGAUGUUGAAGAGAAAAAUGAGUGUACUGUCGUGGAUGAGAUUCCAGUCAAGAAAAAGAAAAUGAAACAAGCACAAUUGCCAUUCCAAAUUCAAAGUCCAGUGGCAUCUCCAAAGGUACAAAAUAAAAAGAGAAAGCUGACAUCACCUUCUGUAGAUAAUAAAAGUCGAAAGCCAGUGAAAAUCUUAAAAAAGAACUCAAGUAAAGAUGUAAACAAUGAACCUGAUAAAUCGAAUGAAGAUGAAAAAAAGGAAGAUUCUAUAGAAAUAGUAACAGAAAUUGAAAAUAUCAAAGAAAACACAGUAUCUAAUAAGGUAGAAACAGAAAAUAUAAAUGUAACUCCUAAACGGAAUUCAACUAAGCAUAAGCUAAGUAUGGAGCCGAUAGUGAAGUUAAGCCCUUUAACAAAGUUUUUCCAAAAAUCUGAUAAACAAGAAAGUAAUUUGAAGGAGCAGAAACAUUCAUUAGACGAAAGCAAAGAUGAAUCAGUUGAACAAUCUGAAAAUUUGAACAUUGAGGAAAAAGACAUGUCUUCACUUCAGAAUGAUUCUUUGUGUCAAUCUGAUUCUGAUAUAGCUAUUUUAUCUUCCGACGAUGAGGACAAGAAUGAGCAAAAGACAUCGACUGCAAAUGUAGAAAAAAGUAUAACUGAAAGUGCACAGAUUGCUGUAACUCCCAAAACUGAUAAUAAACAACAGAAGAAGUUAACACCGAAACAAAAAGAAAAGUUACUACUACGUGCUAAAAGGAAGGAAGAAAGGCAAAAGCAAAAAAUGGAGAAAGAAAAACGACUGGAGGAGGAACGACAAAAUCGACAGCGAAUGAAAGAAGAGAAAAUUAUGGAGAAAAAAAUAAAAGAGCAAAAGAGACAAAUGGAAAUUGAGCAAAAGCAGAAAGAGAAGCAAGCGAAGGAGGAGGAAAGACGCAAACGAGAUGAAGCUAGAGAAGAGGAAAAGAGAAAAAGAGAAGAGGAAAAGCUGGAAGUGGAACGUAAAAAGCAAAAGGCGGCGUCGAACUUCACGAGUUUCUUCGUCCCCAAGAAACAGGAGAAGUCUGAGAAAUCCGAGGAGGAGAACGCAACCGAAUCGAGAACUUUCAUGCCUUUUGAAGUGAAGGCAGACAUGAAGUUAGCCCCAGUGUGUAGAAGAACCUUAAACGAACAAGAGAAAUCAUCGUUGGAGAAAAAGUGUAAUGAAAAAAAUACUCAAAUAUCAGACUUGUAUCUUUCCGAGAUAAAAAACAAAAAAGUUGUUCCCCGCACCUCGCCGAAAACUUGGCCAUUUGAAGCAAAAGACGACGUUAUUUUGUUAGAUGAAGAGAACGAUGGUAGUGCCAAUAUCGUAAAUCAGAACAUCGUCGUCGAGAAGCAGCGGGUUAAAUUGUUGCAGUUUUCCGAAAACCAGCGACCACCUUAUUGGGGCACAUGGAGAAAACGCAGCCGGUGCGUUAAUCCUCGGAAGCCAUUCUCAAAGGAUACGGAAUGGUUCAACUAUGAAGUGGAUUCGGAUGAAGAGUGGGAGGAAGAAGAGCCAGGAGAAUCUUUACGUGGUUCUGAUGAUGAGAAAGACGAAGAAAAUCCAGAUGAGAAUGAGUACGACGUGGACAAUGAAUUUAUGGUUCCUCACGGGUAUCUGUCGGAUGAAGAGCUUCGAGCUGACGAGGAAGAUAAGGAGGACAUGUCUCCCGAGACACAGAAGUUUAAGUUGAAAGUACUCGGAGAACAGUUCGAGUUGGAGAGAAAUUCGAAAACGUGUAAAUUGAAACCAAAAAUAAUUGGCUGUAUUUGGAGAGGGUCUGACAACAAACUUCCUCUGAAUUUGCCCCAAAGGACGGUGGACCUCAUGUCAGCUCACGAAGCCUGGGUACAUCAGAUACCGGUGACACUGCCCACUGUCUCGGAAAACGAGGCGGCAUCAACAAAUGAACGCAGCACGCCCACGCAUCAAACACCGUCGAGUUCAAAGAAAAAACGAGCUCCGGAAGUCGCUUUGCCGGAUCUGAUCCGGUUAGUGCAUGGUAACACAUACGGGUCACAGUUCCUCGUGAAGGAAUUCCUCACCUACUGGAGCAAACAGGAGAAAGCGAGCGAGUAUCGGAUAUCAAAGAAUGGUUUGAAUCAGCAGAUUCGCGAUAUCGCAAUAUGGUGCUCGUGUCCGGAGAAAGGACCUCUGUAUCAGAAGAAGUGUUGGUACGUUCCUGAAGAUAUUAGAAAAAAAUAUGUGGACGAAGAUCUUCCGAUUCCGAAUCGCUGGUCGUAUAAUUCAGUCCCAAAAAGGAAAAGCGAACUCGUUGAGGCUCCUGAGAAAAUCGAUAAAGAAGAGAAAGACAAGGAGAAAAAACCACCUUUGAUCACUCAGUUUACGAAGAAGAUCAGCCAGGAGGAGAUGAAGAAGCAAUUGAGCAUUAAACCUGCUCCGUCGAAACCUCCGAAAAGAGUGUCGCUGAUUUCCGUACCGAGGGGUGAACCGAUACCUGGAACGAUAAAAGAGGUACUAUUGAAGAAUAUGGAUACACAUGAGAAAGAAAAGAAGGUAGAAAAUCAUUUGGAUAGUGAGACUCCAGAGCGCCACGAGAGCAGUGAAGUUAAUGAUGAGAAGGAGAGUAAUAAAGAAAAUGAAGAUAGACUUGGUAUCGUCGCAGGUAAAGAAGAAACGCACAGUGAAGACCAAAAAAUGUCGCCUAAAAAUACAGAAGAAAACAAAGAUGAUGUAACGAUGAAAUCUGAAUCGAGCUUACCGAAAAUGGAUGAUAAGUCCGAAAAAGACUUAAAUACUACUGUAGAUAAUUCAAUCGUCAUCGAUAUCGACGAUUAGUUUGUACAAAGUUAAUCUUAGGAAUUGUAUAUUCAUUAUCGCGCAUACGAAAAAAAUGAUUAAAAAAAGUUUAAAAAUGUGAUAAAUAAGUAGCGAUAGGGUAAGACCAGAAAGAAGAAAAAUAAUAAUAUUUCAUGAAACGGGAUGUAGUAAGGACUUUAUUUUCAAUAAAUGUAAGGAUUUCAUUUUUAUAUUAAUAUUAUUUAAACGAAUCUAUAUAUUCGUAAGUGUACAAAGCGUUCAGGUAUCCUCUGUUUUUUAUAAAUCUUAAAUGACACUUAAAGUGGUUAUAUCAAAAGUUACUACUACUACUACUACUAUUAUAUGUAUUGUUAUUAGACGUUAGAGGAAUGGAAAAUAAGUAGCGCUUGGAAUCAAUUAUGUAGUAGAUUUUAAUUAACUUUGAUACUCUAUAAAUUUUUUACACACGUUAUUGCUUAUGAAGGUAGUAGUUAGGUAAUUACUGCUCAAAAGAAUUAGAGGAUCGUCAUUGUCAUUGUUUUGUAACUAAACGGAUAAAAUUAAGUUUUUAGACGAUGCGAUCCUCUGAUUAUUUUAAGUGUCGUUGUACAUGGUAUUGGAUGAAACAGUAUAACUUUCAGUAUGAACAUAACAAUGCAUAUUUCUAUUCUCCGUACCUAUGCUUCUCAUAUUAUUGUAGCCGAUAUUUAUUAGUAAGACUUACACUCAUUAACUGUGCUACAUUAUCUAACUAAAAUACUAUCUAAAUAUGUUAGCAAUGUUACAGGCAGAUGUUUGAGAUGUUCAGUUACAACUAAAGUUCUGAUAUUAAAAAGUAUACUAUCGUUGACUUAUUAAAAAAUGAAGACAGACGUGUAAACUCUAUGUUUCGUAUGUUAUUAAUAACUGAAUUUUUAUAAUAAAAAUUAACGAAUAAAUCCGA